Mercenaria mercenaria is the source of this 1756-nucleotide messenger RNA. RefSeq names its product dispanin subfamily A member 2b-like. The record is from RefSeq and is a predicted model, not a curated record. Bases 145 to 594 code for a protein of 149 amino acids. Gene Ontology annotation, cellular component: membrane. The transcript is spliced from 4 exons. NCBI's taxonomy places the organism in Eukaryota, Metazoa, Mollusca, Bivalvia, Venerida, Veneridae.
GAAAAACGUUUUUUUUUUGUCACUGAAACCAGACAUCUAAAUAUCCUCUGCCUUUUAAGUGCAUUUUCCGGUAUCGAUUGAUCAGGAAGUUUUUAAGGGUGUUAUUUCUUGUUUCAUUUCGAUUUGGACGUUCGAAGGACAACGAUGGAAAAUAAAGGAUAUGACCAGCAAGGUCCUCCGCCGGCCUAUAAUCAGCCCCCGGCAGGGGCUUACCAAGGGCAACCUGCCGGCUACCAAGGACAACCUGCCGGCUACCCAGGACAACCGGGAUAUGGCCAACCUCCCCAGACAGUCGUAGUGACCCAGCCAGUGAUAGCUACUGGUCCGGUAGUUUCGCGGCCUCCUGACUAUCUCAUACCGUCAAUAUUUGCCUGUUUCUGCUGUUUUUGGCCAACUGGACUGUUCGCCAUAUACUAUUCCCUGAGGGCUAGCUCCCUCGCCGGACAGGGGGACAUGUCUGGCGCCCAGGCUGCAUCCAAUACGGCUCGAACUCUCAUGAUAGUCAGCAUAGUUAUCGGUGUGGUCUGGGUAGGAAUCGUCAUCAUCCUGUCAGCCACAGGAUCACUGGCAACAACUUCCUACAGAACGUACUAGGGACAACGGCUUUAUAAACUUUUGACUGGUUAUUAAAUAUUCAUAUUGUUGGAGCACCUCUUGGUAUCUCUGUCACUGCAUAAAUUAUAAUUGUUGUGUGUUUUUGUCUCGUUUAAGAUAUAUUAAUUUAUUAGCUGUUCUUAACUUUUUUUAUUUGUAAAUUUAUAAAAAUCGCCAAAGUUCUCUAACUCAAAGAAUCAUAUUCAUAAGUGUCGGGAGGAGACGAUGUAUUACCUUGACUUACUCCUGCACAGUUUAACCCUUACCAUGCAGGACACGAUUGAUUCUGACUUUGUUACCAGUGUAGAUCAUGAUCAGCUUGCACAUCCGUGCAAUUUGAUUAAGAUCUACACUGUUCACCAUUCAGUCAGUAUCUUUUUGCUAAGCACCCCUUUUAACACUUAAUGGUACUAUACUGUAUAAAAUUGAAAGAUGGACAAAUUCAUUAUAGAAAUUUAGCAGGGUAAAGGUAAAGUGCUCUAUGGAGGUCGAACUGAGUUUCUAAUAUGUUUUAUGCCAGAAUGUGAACAUAACUAUAGCUAAAUUGGUAGGCAAACUGAUAAAAUUUAUAAAUCAUUAAUUUGUGAUUCAACAAGGUCGUUAAGAAUGAUAUUCGACAUGCAAAAUUUGAAAUGUCGCUUUUCAUUCUAUCAUGUCAAUUUACAUUAAAACAAUGCAAAAUAUAUCUUUAUUGACGAUAUUCUAAACCAUUACAAAAAGUUCAGUUCGUUACAUGCGUUUAAAUGUUACAGUUUUGUCUUUACGUUUUAGUAUACUAGUAGGCCUUUUGUUAGUAAAAAUGUUGUUAAGGCUUACACAUCCUAUUGUUUGUUUAUCUGCACAUGUCCACAGACAUUAAAUCUGCAUGUUUUAUUGAUAAGCUGAAUAAUUUUAAGUGCAUGUAUGAAUGUGUCCGAAAACUGAACUUACAAGAGCGGAAACCCUACUUUCUUUAUGUCGGUUAAAUCCCCCUUUUCAUGAGUAUAUUGUUACCUUGUGUCCACACGUAUAAGGAAUAUUGUUGAAUUACCUUUUACCAGUUAUAUCUCUGUACAUUUAAUGAUUGAUCAUAUUAUUCAGUUAAAUGUGUUAAAUGUAUGUAAUAUUAAACUUAAACUAAAACAGACACUGGUAUUUUUAAAUUAAAUAAUAUAUACAUAUA